AUGAUUAACAUAAACAAGUGGGCUAAGACGUGCAAUUCGCUACGCGAACUUUUGAAUCUCCUUAGUUGCUCCAAAUGCAAAAAGAGUCUCCAUGAGCCUCGGCAGUUUUUAGAUUGCGGUCACGUCUCUUGCAUCUCAUGCACAAACAACAGCAAUAAUACAUGCGUCGAUUGUUUGUUAAAUUCUAAAAAUCAAAACCUUCAGAAAGAUGAGACGAUACACAAAAUCGUACAGGCUUGCUGUACUAUAGCCAACAUUGUUGGCCUCAAGAACAACGAAGAUAUAGGAAUGAAAUUAGAACAAGCCCCGUUAUCUCACAAUGGCAACAUAGCCAUCAGUAAUCCGAAACUCGACAAUAACAUAUUGACAAUACAUAAUAAAUUUAGAGCUAUUCUCUGCAAUCCUAAAAAAAUCAAUAAAAGAUCUCCUAAGGGUGAAACAAUUUUACUUCAAGAAUGUCUAAAGAAUCACGUAGAUAAUGUAAAAGCUUUUUUAGAUGUAGGAGCAGAUCCAAACAUUCCUUGUUUUGCAGGCUGGACACCAUUGCAAGAAUGUGUUGAUUACAAUUUUUAUGAGCUGUCCGAAAUUCUUUUAAAGUUCAAUGCUGAUGUUAAUAAAAAAGGUCAUGAAGGCCGAACAGCUUUGCAUGAAGCAGCCAGAAACAACAACUCAAAUUUCAUACAAUUACUUUUAAGUUAUGGUGCAAAAAAAAAUGUAUUUGAUGAUGCUGGAAAUCUGCCAGUAUCCUACUGUCAAUCCGAAGAGACAAAAGCUUUAUUACACGUUGAUAAAGAUGAAAAUUCACCAGAAAAUAGAAACCUCUUUGAAGUCAGUAAUGAGUUCCCCAGUAUUUCUGAAAGUACCUCACAAAUCAUUGUUUCGCCUUUAAAUAAUAACAAUAGUUUAACAGAAGAUAAAAGCGUUAUUGCUACAAACACUAAUGAAUCUCCAAAAAGCAGUAAUAAAACUCCGAGUACUUUUAAGAGGAUUACACGGAGCAGUCCUUUAUCUAUGUGUAGUACAGAAAAAGAUGAAAGUACUAACUCAAAAAGACAUGAAAACAUCAUUGAAGAAUACAGUGGUGAAACCCUAAGUAUCAUCAAGGAAACUAUGCAAAGCAGUUUUAUUCCUACAAACGAGAAAGAAGAUAAAUUGUAUCUUAACCCUAGUAUCGAAGAAGAAGAAAAUUCUUCUCAAGAACUGGAUAUCGUGUUUGAAAAAGUAAACAACAUUGACCCAAAAAAAAAUUUGAAUACUAGCAGUAGUGUGUUUUGUUCUGAUGAUUCUCAAGAAAGUAUUAUUGUUAUAAGCUCUCAAAAGUCUAGAGCUCUCUAUGAUAAAAAAAAUGUUACUAAUUCAUUACGAAACACCGAAAAUAAUACAAUAAGUUUGGAUAGUGAAGAAAUUAUUGAUGUUGAAAAUUAA
Molecule: messenger RNA, 1425 nt
Organism: Copidosoma floridanum
Lineage: Eukaryota; Metazoa; Arthropoda; Insecta; Hymenoptera; Encyrtidae
Biological process (GO): protein K6-linked ubiquitination
Cellular component (GO): BRCA1-BARD1 complex; BRCA1-A complex
Molecular function (GO): protein binding; ubiquitin-protein transferase activity
Source: RefSeq, a predicted model, not a curated record